AUGGACUGGUGGUGGCAGCUCUCGUUAGGGCUGUGGAUAGUCACACCCGUCUGGGCAGGGGACAAGCUGUUCAACGUCUGCAUGAAGGCCAAGCACCACAAGCAGAACCCCAGCCCAGAAGACCAGCUUUAUGAAGAGUGCCUCCCCUGGAAGGACAACGCCUGCUGCACGGCCAACACAAGCUGGGAAGCCCACCUGGAUGUGUCCCUGCUCUACGACUUCAGCCUUGUUCACUGCGGAUUGAUGAUGCCCGACUGUCAGAAGCACUUCAUCCAGGCCAUCUGCUUCUAUGAGUGCUCCCCAAACCUGGGGCCUUGGAUCCAGCAGGUGGGAAGCCUGGGAAGGGUGGCCCCAGGGCAACAGAGAGAGCGAAUUUUGAACGCACCGCUAUGCCGGGAGGACUGUGAGCAGUGGUGGGCAGACUGCCACACCUCCUACACUUGCCGAUCCAACUGGCACAGUGGCUGGGACUGGAGUCAGGGGAAGAGCCACUGUCCUGCAAGGGCCCCCUGCCGUCCUUUCCCCCAUUACUUCCCCACCCCAGCUGACUUGUGUGAGAAGAUUUGGAGCAACUCCUUCAAGGCCAGCCCUGAGCAUAGGAACAGUGGGCGGUGUCUGCAGAAGUGGUUCGAGCCUUCUCAGGGCAACCCCAAUGUGGCCGUGGCCCGCCUCUUCGCUAGCCCUGCCCCACCCUGGGAACUCCCCUGUACUCUCAUGGCCUUCUUUCUGCUCCUGCUAUUUCUUUCCUGA
This is a messenger RNA of Pteronotus mesoamericanus, 750 nucleotides long. It is a transcript of the gene IZUMO1R, whose product is annotated as IZUMO1 receptor, JUNO. NCBI's taxonomy places the organism in Eukaryota, Metazoa, Chordata, Mammalia, Chiroptera, Mormoopidae. The record is from RefSeq and is a predicted model, not a curated record. The transcript is spliced from 4 exons. Gene Ontology annotation, biological process: sperm-egg recognition; fusion of sperm to egg plasma membrane involved in single fertilization; cell adhesion. Gene Ontology annotation, molecular function: signaling receptor activity. Gene Ontology annotation, cellular component: external side of plasma membrane. Bases 1 to 750 code for a protein of 249 amino acids.